GCAACAAUGGAAGUAUCGCAUUUGACUACUUUCGAGUUACUCCUUCUUACUUUAAUCUUCAUCAUCUUGGCCAAGCUUGUUUCAAUACUUUACACGCAGUUCACUUAUUGGAAGAGGAACAAAGUUCCUUACAUACGGUCAACUCCUUUAUUUGGAACCGCUUGGAGAGUGUUCUUUCGUCUCGUUAGUUUCCCCAAUUACUGCAAAUAUAUUUACAAUUAUUAUCCGGAUGCGAGAUACGUCGGGGUGAUGGAUUUCGCAACGCCGACCGUGAUCGUGCGUGAUCCAAAACUGAUCAAAGAGAUAGCCGUGAAGAAUUUCGACAAUUUCCCGGAUCAUCGAAGCUUCGUCACCGAGGAGAUGGAUCCCGUGUUCGGGAAGAACGUGUUCUCCUUGAAAGGGGACAGAUGGAGGGAGAUGAGGAACACGCUGAGCCCCUCGUUCACUGCCAACAAGAUGAGAUUCAUGUUCGAUCUUGUGUCCAAGUGUUCCCACGAUUUUGUCUCCUGUUUGCACGAUCGUUUGGAAUCUUCCUCCUCCGAGAUCGAGGGGAAGAACUUGUUCACCAGAUACUCGAACGACGUGAUCGCCACGGUUGCCUUCGGCAUAUCCGUCAACUCGAUCGAACAUCCGGACAACGAGUUUUACAGGAGAGGUAUCGAUGUAUCCACGUUCUCGGGCACGUUUCGUUUCAUAAAGUUCAUGCUGUUCCGUUUGAACCCCCGUCUGACGAGGAUGGCAGGUUUCACGUUCCUGUCCCGCGCCACGUCCAAGUUCUUCUGGAGAGUGAUCUCCGAGACGGUGACCGCGAGGAAGAGACGCGGCAUCGUUAGACCUGACAUGAUACACCUCCUGAUGCAGGCGACCGAUUCCAAGAAGAAAUCCAUCCAUCAGACGAUGACCAUCGAUGACAUCGUGGCGCAGGCGUUCAUCUUCUUCCUGGCCGGCUUCGACACCACUUCCACCCUGAUGUGUUACGUGGUCCACGAGCUGGCCCUGCACCAGGACGUUCAACGGAGGCUGCGCGAGGAAGUGGACCGCGUGUUGGACGACGGGACGGAAAUCUCUUACGAGGACACGUUGGGGAUGGAAUACUUGGAGAUGGUGAUAUCCGAGACUCUUAGGAUGCAUCCACCGACGCUGUUGAUCGACAGACAGUGCGCCAAGGAGUUCCAUUUGCCUCCAGCGGGCCCUGGUUACGAGAGUGUUACGAUACAUCCCGGCGAAAAUAUUUGGUUCCCCGUUCUCGCGAUUCAUCGCGAUCCCGCUCAUUUCCCCGACCCGGAUAAAUUCGAUCCUGAACGAUUCAAUCGUGAGAACAGGAAUGGCAUAGAUCCUUACACGUACAUACCUUUCGGGGUUGGACCCAGAAAGUGCAUUGGCAAUCGUUUCGCGUUGAUGGAAACCAAACUUUUGAUCAUUCGUCUAUUGCGAAAAUUCGUUAUAAAGCCUUGCGAGAGAACGAUGGAUCCUAUUGUGUAUAAGAAGGGUAACUUCACAUUGAUGCCUAAAGACGGGUUUUGGGUCACUUUUGAAAAGAGAAACGAUCAUUAAACUUAUUUUCUUUUACAUUAUUUAUAACGUAUCGAGCCACGCUUGUUGGAAUAGAAGGAUAAUUCGAUAGAUUGGUUGUAAAUUUUUGGUAAAGUUUAAUUUGAAUUCUAAGUUUCAAUUUUUUGAAAUUAAAAAUCGGGGGAAGAGGGGGAAGGAUUGUAUAUAAAUUAUAAUAUGUUGAUG
Apis mellifera (honey bee) is the source of this 1737-nucleotide messenger RNA. Its product is annotated as cytochrome P450 9e2-like. Gene Ontology annotation, molecular function: iron ion binding; oxidoreductase activity, acting on paired donors, with incorporation or reduction of molecular oxygen; monooxygenase activity. The coding region runs from base 7 to 1554 and encodes 515 amino acids. Lineage: Eukaryota; Metazoa; Arthropoda; Insecta; Hymenoptera; Apidae. The record is from RefSeq and is a predicted model, not a curated record. The transcript has a single exon.